Protopolystoma xenopodis is the source of this 405-nucleotide messenger RNA. NCBI's taxonomy places the organism in Eukaryota, Metazoa, Platyhelminthes, Monogenea, Polystomatidea, Polystomatidae. The record is from the annotation of a GenBank genome assembly.
AUGGGGCGAAUCGGAGACGGUGGCAACAAAAUGGCCAGUCGCUGCGAGAUGGGACCCAGCCAACCCCACCACCCUCUCCUGCCCCACCGAGCAGUCUGCGGACAGAACGACGUAGUCAGCGUCGACGAUGAGGGCAACGCGGUGAGACCGGCCACAGGGUCAACACACCGGCCAAUCACAUGCAAGCACGUCUGUCAGUCUGUGUCUCUGUGGCUGUGUACGUCUGACUGUAACAUCGCCGGUCGACUUGAGCAAGGCAUCACUCAGCUUUGCGCUUCCCGUUUCAUUCCACGCCUCACCCGAUCCGCACCCACGCACCCACACACACUCCCACCCACGCACACACAUACAAGCACACACACACACAUUACAGACAUGAACAACCUGACAUUAGUUGGAGGGUAA